UCGGCUCUAGGCCGCAAAUGGAAGCGUCAUCAAAGAAACAGCAGUGAGUGUGUUUUUUCGGUUAGUUUUGAGGGCUUUGCUUUUGGGGAUUUUCAUUCAUAUAUCAGAGCCAUGGAGUGGACCGACGACCACGACAAUUUGCUACUCCGAGAAAUGGCUGUUAGUGAGCUUUUCAGCUACAAAAAAGGAAGUCCUGAUCGUGGAAAGGUUUGGGUAAACAUCCAAGAAACGCUAAACUCGAUAGAAAAUCCAAAGUUUCUGCUGAAAGACAAGAGAGCCGUCCGUGAUCGAUGGACCCUUCUUCAAACCAAAUUCAAGAAGCGUAUAAGGGCAGAAGAAAUGGCGAGUGGUAUUGAUUGUGAGCUUUCAGAAAAGGACCGUCUUAUCGAGGAACUAUGCGAGAAAGAAGAAAGCCAGACAGCUAACAACAAGAAGAAGACAGAGGACAAGGCAGCCGCCGAGGAUGUACUCAAAAAGGCGAUGCAGAGAAUGGGCGGUGGAAAAAGGAAAGCUAAAGCAGACGGCGAAAGUGACGAAGCUUCUACUUAGGGGGGUAAAAAGAGUAGGCGGAGUGGAGGAGAGGUUGUUGAGUUUCUACGUGAAAAGGCCAAAGCUGAACAAGAGUCCCGAACGGAGCAAGCCAGGCAGCAAAGUCUUCAAAUGGAGCUACUCAGAAAGCAAUCAGAAGGCCAAAUGCAAUUAACCCAAGCACUUGUGCUAAUGUUGCAAAAAAUGAGUGAAAAGUAAGCACAACUUCAGACCUUUUACCAUCGUUUUACAGUCCUUUAAUACUGCAUGACUGUUAACAUUUCUCUUACUUUUAUCGUUUAUAUUGUUACUGUGUACUAAAAAAGGAAUCCAUGUUGGGUUAUUUGAAAUGCAUGGACUCAAUGCGUGACUGAGUCCAGGUCCAUGCCAGUUUGUUACUAUGUCAAAGAGCCAAUUUCAGAUUGACAAUAAGAUAUAAAUGCUGUUGUUUUAUA
This is a messenger RNA of Nematostella vectensis (starlet sea anemone), 983 nucleotides long. RefSeq lists its product as uncharacterized. The record is from RefSeq and is a predicted model, not a curated record. The coding region runs from base 112 to 549 and encodes 145 amino acids. The transcript has a single exon. Lineage: Eukaryota; Metazoa; Cnidaria; Anthozoa; Actiniaria; Edwardsiidae.